Neofelis nebulosa (Clouded leopard) is the source of this 3073-nucleotide messenger RNA. It is a transcript of the gene GLP1R, whose product is annotated as glucagon like peptide 1 receptor. The transcript is spliced from 13 exons. Gene Ontology annotation, biological process: adenylate cyclase-activating G protein-coupled receptor signaling pathway; cell surface receptor signaling pathway. Gene Ontology annotation, cellular component: plasma membrane. Lineage: Eukaryota; Metazoa; Chordata; Mammalia; Carnivora; Felidae. Bases 46 to 1437 code for a protein of 463 amino acids. Gene Ontology annotation, molecular function: peptide hormone binding; glucagon receptor activity. The record is from RefSeq and is a predicted model, not a curated record.
GUUCCGCAGGUGGCAGCGAUGGCCCGGUCCUGAGCGCCCCCCGCCAUGGCCGGCGCCCCCAGCCCGCUCUGCCUGGCCCUGCUGCUGCUCGGGGCGGUGGGCAGGGCCGGCCCCCGCCCCCAGGGUGCCACUGUGUCCCUCUCAGAGACAGUGCAGAAAUGGCGAGAAUACCGACACCAGUGCCAACGCUUCCUGACUGAGGCUCCACCCCCAGCCACAGGCCUGUUUUGCAAUCGGACCUUCGAUGAGUAUGCCUGCUGGCCAGACGGGCUGCCGGGCUCCUUCGUGAAUGUCAGCUGCCCCUGGUACCUGCCCUGGGCCAGCAGUGUGCUGCAGGGCCACGUGUACCGGUUCUGCACAGCCGAGGGCCUGUGGCUGCGCCAGGACAACUCCAGCCUGCCCUGGAGGAACCUGUCUGAGUGCGAGGAGUCCAAGCGAGGGGAGAGAAGCUCCCCAGAGGAGCAGCUCCUGUCCUUUUCCAUCAUCUACACGGUGGGCUACACACUCUCCUUCUCCGCUCUGGUCAUCGCCUCGGCCAUCCUCCUGAGCUUCAGACACCUGCACUGCACCCGGAAUUACAUCCACCUGAACCUGUUUGCGUCCUUCAUCCUCCGAGCGCUGUCCGUCUUCAUCAGGGACGCGGUCCUCAAGUGGAUGUACAGCACAGCCCCCCAGCAGCACCAAUGGGAUGGGCUCCUCUCCUACCAGGAUUCUCUGGGCUGCCGCCUGGUGUUCCUGCUCAUGCAGUACUGCGUGGCGGCCAAUUACUACUGGCUCCUGGUGGAGGGCGUGUACCUGUACACGCUGCUGGCCUUCUCAGUCUUCUCCGAGCAGCGCAUCUUCAGGCUCUAUCUGAGCAUAGGCUGGGGUGUCCCCCUGCUGUUUGUUAUCCCUUGGGGCAUUGUCAAGUACCUCUAUGAGGAUGAAGGCUGCUGGACCAGAAACUCAAACAUGAAUUACUGGCUCAUUAUCCGGCUGCCCAUUCUCUUUGCCAUUGGGGUGAACUUCCUCAUCUUUGUCCGGGUCAUCUGCAUUGUGGUGUCCAAACUGAAAGCCAAUCUCAUGUGCAAGACGGACAUCAAGUGCAGACUUGCCAAGUCCACACUGACGCUCAUCCCCCUGCUGGGAACCCACGAGGUCGUCUUUGCCUUUGUGAUGGAUGAACAUGCACGGGGGACACUGCGCUUCAUCAAGCUGUUCACAGAGCUCUCCUUCACCUCCUUCCAGGGGCUGAUGGUGGCCAUCUUGUACUGCUUUGUCAACAAUGAGGUCCAGAUGGAGUUUCGGAGGAGCUGGGAGCGCUGGCGGCUCAAGCACUUGCACAUCCAGAGGGACAGCAGCAUGAAGCCCCUCAAGUGUCCCACCAGUAGCCUGACCAGCGGGGGCACGGUGGGCAGCAGUGUGUAUGCAGCCACCUGCCAGGCCUCCUGCAGCUAAGCCCCCCAGCCCCUACCCUUCCUGUGGUCUCGCUGCUGGCUGGGUGGCCACCCCGGGUGGGAGAGACCCUGCCGGGGCUGGGGAAGGGAGGGAUGCACGCACACACCCAUUCCUGCUUUCCCUUCCCAAACCCAUCAGGCAGGCAAUGGGCAGUGCCUCCUGGGACCCGUGGCUACAUUUCCUCUGUGGAGAAACAGCCUACUAAUUUGAUCACUAUGGCAGGAGAGAAAAAAUGUUGCUAAAAUGAGGAGGAUUUCUUCCCGUUAAGCCACUAGGUCCCUGGGGUUCCCCAAGACAGAGCAGCAUAUCAGCCCCAGACUUGCACUCAAGGUCAGUGGCUUAUUAGUGGGAUUGGGCUUGCAAAAGGAGGUGGUUCUGAAAGAGGCUCACAUAACCUCAGCCAAACAGAGCUUAGGGAACGUGAGCCAAGUCUGCUGGCCUCCAGUUAGGUCACCAGUGCCACCCCCCCACUGCCUCCUCAUUAAGGGGCACUGUUCACAUUGCUUGUUCAUCUCGCUCCCUCAUCUCGCCACCUCGUCUUUGGGGGCCUUUGGUUGGGCCACCGGCAGCUGUUUCUAGAAGUGUUGACAAUGAACACUGAGAAGGUGCCUGAUGGUUUCCUUCGCUGGUGCCCACUUCUCCCGUGGGUGUUUGACCUGCUUUGGUGGCUGCUCCCACUAUGUCGAGGGAACCAGGGAAAGUCCACUGCUGAGGAGCCCAGCUCUUGGCAUGAACUCUGAAUUCUAUUCUAGAGUUGCUCCAGAAUCCUCUAGGGUUCAACUAGGGAACUUUAGGAAUAUUUGCACUGGGGGCUACAGUGUACCUGCAACUGUCGGGAACCCAGAAGGCCAAGAGCUUUACUUCCACCUCUCCAUGGAAAUGCUUUUUAUUUGUGACCAGAUUAUGGGAGUUUGGGGGUGCCCUCUAACUCUAAGAGAUGUGACCAAAAAGAGACUUCUGGGGAAACUACCUGUCACCACUGUUACCAUGGAGGCAGUCUUCCCCUAUCCUUGGUUUCUUCCCCCUUGAAAUUCUCCCGCUUGGAAGCCUGUAUAUAUACUUAAUGCAUUUUUCUUUAUUGCUGUGAAUAGUCUGCAUGUGCAAGUGUGCAAUUCUGACUCCUCCCACCUGAUGGAAAAAAGAACUAAAUCAUUGUGAUUGUGAUAUUUUUGGGGGGAGUGGGGUAGUUGAUUUGACUCACCCACAUUUUGAGCUAAUCAAUGUUUUCCCUGCCUCUAGUUUGAUCCCAUAAAUAAUGACCAGCAGACAGGCUAGAGAGGAGAAACCUAUCAGUCCUGCCCCAGCCAUGGUGAGAGGGCAGACCUGUAGCAGCACCACGGAGACCCAGACAAAAGGGAAACAGCCAUCCAAGGGAGUUUGUGGAUGCAAAGGAAGUUUCCAGAGCAGGAGAAAACUCUUAGGAGUCCCAACCUCCUGGGAAGGCAGAGAGAGAAGCUUCGGAUGAAUUCCUUUAUGAGUCCAUUUCUCCCUCCUUCCCCUUUUUAAGUGGUGGGGGACCCUCCCCAAAGCCUUGCACCAGACAUAUUUUCCCGUGCCUCUCAGAGAGCCAUGUGAUGUACGGGAAAAAUAAUAAUGGGACAUAAAACACAUCAAGCAGAAAAUUUUUUAUACUUCA